UUCGAAAUCUCACGUAUUCAGUUGAAAAUAAUAAUCAGGAUCUGAACUUAGAAUCCAUCAAUUUAAUUUCCUGUGGGUCGUAUUGGCGUUUGUGUCAAGGUCAAACCUGAACUUGAGGUCAGCGAUAUAUGAUUGGGAAAACCAAGGGUGGCUUUAUUUUGUUAUGACGCGAAAGCGUUUGCAGGAUUCGUCUUGCUGUGCAAAGAAAUGGCACACAAAAAUUUUGAAAACAGAAAAUGAGGCGAGAACCUCUGUAAAAACUAGUAUUCGAUAUAAAGAUUUGUUUUCGUAUGCUAGCACAAGUGACCUGGUGAUUUUUUAUCUUGGAGUUCUACUGACCGUCGCAGUCGGAGCUGCUUUUCCACUGUCCAUAAUGAUAUUCCGUUGGAUUGUAAAUGACUUCAUGAAACCUACUGGUGUGCCUUACGAAAAAAUCUACCAUACGUCAUUGUGGUUUUUAGCUGUAGCGGUAUGCACAUUUUUUGUUUCACUAGCUCAAUCGUGGUGUACUAACAUUAGUUCUUCACGGCAAGUAAACUACAUCAGACAGCGUCUAAUUCAGGCAAUAUUGAGUCAAGACAUAGAAUGGUUGGAUGAACAUAAUAUUGGAGGCCUUAUGGAUAAACUUACUGAGCACACAACUAAUAUACGUCUUGGUGUAGGAGAAAAGCUGAAUGAAUUCAUUCAAAACAUCUCAAGUUUCGUAUUCAGCUUAUCUAUUGCAUUUGUAUUUGGUUGGAAGCUUAGUUUAGUCGCUUGCGCAACACUACCGUUAGUACUUACUGGCUUUUCUCUGUUUGGUACUUUUGCAAGACGUUUCACUCAGAAAGAGCAUGAUGCAUAUUCCAAGUGUAGUGCAGUUGCAGAAGAGGUUUUAAGUGCAAUACGGACGGUGAUAGCUUUUGGUGCUGAGAGUAAAGAAGUUGUUCGUUACAGCAGUAAUUUGGAUGAAGCUGCUUCAUUUGGCACCAAACACGCUGGUUAUCUGGGAUUCGCUGGUGGUUUUGUUGGAAUGUCGAUAUACGCAUCUGCAGCUUUAGUAUUUUGGUAUGGAGUGACAUUAAUUCGACAGGAUAAUUAUGAUCCAGGAUCUGUAAUUCUAGUCUUCCUCAAUAUUAUCAUUGGUAGCUUGUUUUUAGGUAGUGCCUUACCAAAUUUUCGAUAUUUUCAUAUGGCUAAAACAUCAGCUCAGGAUAUAUUCAAUAUUAUUGAACAGAAACCUUUAGUGGAUAAAACAUCGUCAGGAGAAAAACUUAAUAAUUUCACCGGCAAAAUAACAUUUAAAAAUGUUACAUUUUCGUAUCCAUCACGUCGUGAAAAAUCUGUGUUUAAAAACCUUAAUUUAACUAUAGAAGCAAAACAAACCACAGCUUUAGUUGGCUCUAGUGGAUGUGGUAAAACGACAAUAACUCAAUUACUGGAAAGAUUUUAUGAUCCAGACAGUGGACAGAUACUUUUCGAUGAUGCAGACAUUUCUACACUGAAUGUCAGUUGGCUUCGUUCACUCAUUGGAAUUGUACAACAAGAGCCAAUUUUAUUCUCAGGAACAAUAUCAGAGAAUAUACGUUUAGGGUGUUUAAAAGACACUGUAUGUAGUGAUGACGAUAUUAUAGAAGCAGCGAAAUUGGCCAAUGCUCAUGAAUUCAUUAUCAAAUUACCUCAGGGUUAUAAAACAAUGAUAUCUCGAACUGGUGUAGAAUUAUCUAUUGGUCAAAAGCAGCGUAUUUCUAUUGCUCGUGCUCUGAUACGUAAACCGAAAAUUCUAAUCCUGGAUGAAGCUACUUCCGCUUUAGACAAUCAUUCAGAGAGAAUGAUUCAAUCAGCUUUAGAAAAGAUUAAGCUUAAUCGUACUCUAAUAAUUAUCGCUCAUCGUUUAUCAACUAUACAAAAUGCUGAUAAAAUUGUUGUCCUAGAAGAUGGUUGUAUUAAACAAAGUGGGACGCAUACAGAGCUGGCGUCGACUUUGGGAUUAUAUUCAGCAUUAUUAAAAUUUGAGAUGCCUGAAGUAAAUGCUCCGCCUAUUAACAGUGAAACAUAUUCACCCGUAGAAGAUGGUAAAAUAUGGAAUGAUGAAAAAACUCCACUUAAAGAUCACAUUCAAAAUGAUAAUGAUAAUGGUGUAACGAUUAUAAAUCACAAAAAGGAGAAAGAAAGUGAUUACAAGGUGAAUUCAAGUAAAGUAUCACUGAAAAUGUCAAAGUCGACUGAUGUUCGCAUAAAAAGUGGUGGUUUUUUUUCAUCUAUGCGGCGUUUAUUUAAGUUAUCUCGACCAGAAUGGAAAUUUUUAACUCUGGGAUGUAUAGCUGCAUCAAUCACUGGUGGUCUACAACCUGUUUUUGCUGUUCUAUACUCAGAAAUGUAUGCUAUAUUUAAUUUAACCCAAAAACCAGAUGAAAUGCAAACCAGAGCUAAUUUCAUUUCAAGUAUUAUAGCUGGACUUGGUUUAAUUCGAUUGAUCUCCUCUACUUGUCAGGGUUAUUUUCUUGGUAUUUCGGGUCAAAAGUUAACCAGACGUUUACGUGAGAAUCUGUUUGCAUCUAUGUUGAAACAAGAAAUAGCAUGGCAUGAUCAACCAGAGCAUAGUCCAGGCAUUCUGCUGGUUAUGCUAACAACAGAUGCAAAUAAAGUGAAUACACUGUGUGGUGUAUCAUUGGGUCGAUUAAUUGAGUCCACUGUACUAGUGAUUGCUUCACUAACUAUCGGUUUCGUCUAUAAUUGGAAGCUGACUUUAGUUGUACUAGUUUUCUUCCCGGUGAUUAUGUUAUCAGGUUAUUUACAGCUCCGACAGAUUCGUAAAAGUUCGUAUGGCAGUAAAGAAACAACAGCAGCUCGAAUUAUUUAUGAAGCUCUUAGUUCAACAAGAACAAUGUACGCCUAUAAUUUGGAAAAUUAUUUUUAUAAGCAGUAUUGUUCUAUACUCAAUUCGGAAAUGACUGCUGAUAAUCGUACGUUCAUAGUUUAUUCAUUUGUUUAUGCCUUGGCUCAAUCAUUACCAAUAUGCGCAUAUGCAGCUGCAUUUUCAUGUGGAGCUUAUCUAAUGAGUAUUGAAGAGAUCACGUUGAUAGCGAUAUUCAGGGUCUUCGCUGCUAUCAGUUUCGCCGCUCAAGCACUUGGUAGAACAUCACAUAUUGGCCCAGAAAUGAAACAUGCCUCACUGGCAGCUGAUCGAAUUUUUAAACUUUUGGAUCGAAAGUCUAAAAUACCCGUCAAUGAAGGUUUACACCUUGAUCAACCUUUAAAUAGUAUACCUAUAGAAUUUAGACAAGUCUCAUUCCGUUAUCCAUCUCGGCCAGAAUCUUGGAUUUUAAAGAACUUUUCACAUACAUUUCAACCUGGUCAAAAGACAGCUAUCAUAGGACUUUCAGGAUCUGGUAAGACCAGUAUACUAAGCUUAAUUCAACGACUUUAUGAAAAUGAAAAUGACAAUUCAAGUUGUGGGAUAUUUUUCAAUGGUAUUAAUAGUCGAACAAUUUCACCGAAAUGGAUUCGUCAACAAAUUGGUGUCGUCAGUCAAGAACCACAAUUAUUUAAUAUUUCUAUCAUGGAAAAUAUUGCUUAUGGGAAUAAUAAUGUACAAGCUAUAACAAUGGAUGAAAUAACCAAUGCAGCACGUCGUGCAAAUAUUCAUGAAUUCAUCAUGAGUCUUCCAGAGGUAGGUGGUAAUUAUUCAAAGUAAUCCAUAAUGUCAUAUGUAUGUUCGUGAAAUUAAUUCAAAUCUCCUGUAAAACAGCCAUCAUUUACAUAUCAGUGUCCAAUUCAACGAUGCCUACUGGAUGGGUGUCGUGGCCUCCUCUGGCAAGAAGUUGGUCAUCGAAAGCAUUGAUUGACAAAGUUAGAAUACACGGGUCUUUGAAUUCCGCUGAAUAGUCAAAACAACCAGCUCAGUCUCUUAACCAAAAUGCCCAGUGAGUUUGAUAUCCCUGACGACAUCGUGGGUGUUCAGCGUUGGAGAGUCUGAAACUAGAAUGAGACAGCUAGCUAGCUGUCUAGCGCUCCCCGGUUUUCACUGACCUCUAUAACUGAUGAACAAAUCCAGAUCUCUACAAAAACCUCUGGUGCGUAAUUUGAAACGAGGCAAAGCGGCAGGACCCGACGGAAUUAUUCCGGAGGUGUUUGAAUAUGGGGGUGACAUACUAGGCAACGUCUGGGAAUCAGAGACGGCUCCAUCAGACUAGGGGUUACAAUACACUAGCUGGUCCUCGUGGAACACAUAUAUCCACUGGCCAACGACAAAGAAUUGCAAUAGCACGCUGUCUUGUGCGUAAACCAAAACUGUUAUUGUUGGAUGAAAUCACAUCUGCACUUGACUUACAAAAUGAACAAUCCAUUCAAAAUACACUAGCUAGUCUACCUUAUGAUUGUACAUACAUAACAGUAACUCAUAGACUACUUACAACAGCACAAGUCGAUGACAUCUUAGUAUUAGCCAAUGGCAAGGUGAUUGAAAAUGGUACAUUUAACCAAUUGAAACAAUCGAAAGGAGUCUUCUAUGCAUUAUUCUGUACUAAGGAAAACAACUAAUCGAAUCGUCAUCCGGCCGACCUGCCUACCUACUUGAUGAUCAUGAUAAUAAUCUCGAAACUCACCUUUUGUCGAAGGAAUCAGCAAUUUAUAAACUCUGAACUAAUAACGAAAUAAAUACAACCUAACACUCUAUAUCUGUACACUAAUACGCAUUAUGUGUAAAUUUCACGUACACAAUAAUUAACUUUUUUAUAACAAAAUAUUACAGAAUAAAUAUUGUAUUUUA
This is a messenger RNA of Trichobilharzia regenti, 4750 nucleotides long. NCBI's taxonomy places the organism in Eukaryota, Metazoa, Platyhelminthes, Trematoda, Strigeidida, Schistosomatidae. The record is from the annotation of a GenBank genome assembly.